Molecule: messenger RNA, 3512 nt
Organism: Sebastes umbrosus (honeycomb rockfish)
Lineage: Eukaryota; Metazoa; Chordata; Actinopteri; Perciformes; Sebastidae
Product: rac GTPase-activating protein 1-like
Exons: 17
Coding region: 218-2110 (630 amino acids)
Biological process (GO): signal transduction
Source: RefSeq, a predicted model, not a curated record
AACCAACGAAGAAGAAAGAAAAACCGGCGCUGAUUUUAAACUGUGAAGAAGAAUUUACCAAACAGGUGGAGCUCUGAAGCUGCUGCUGCUGCUGCUGCUGCUGCUGCUGCUGCUGCUGUGUGGGAAUACACCAUCUAAUAUCUGCUUUUAACAGCGGUGUUACAGUACAUGUCAGCCACAGUCUCACAGGAACAAUAUUGCACAGCUGCAGCAAGACAUGAUGGAGUCGUCUGUGGUGAACCUGCACAACCAGUUCCAGAGUCUGAGAGCCCAGGUGGAUGGUCUGAAUGAGGGCAUUGAACCACAGUUCCUCCAGAUGGCGGUGAACUUUGAGGAGUGCCGUAAGAAGUGGUUGCGAACAGGUGAGGAGCUGGGUUCCUGUAAAGAGGUGCUGGCGAAAGCAGAGACUGAGAGGGGAGCCCUGGAGGUCAAACUAAAGCAUGCCCGCAACCAGGUGGAUGUGGAGAUCCGCCGGCGGCAGAAGGCUGAGUCAGUCUAUGAAAAGCUGGAACGUCAGCUACAGCUGAUCCGAGAGCUGCUGAUAUCAGAGAACAACAUCAGUGUCCACCUGAGUGAGGAGCAGCGCUCCGCCCUGGCCUUCCUCAAUGCCCACUCCCAGGCAGCACAGGCAGCACAGGGCAACCUCAACACCAGUCGAAGGUUAACUACCAUCGAUGAAUCGGCUUCUUUGCUGUCAGACAUCAGCUAUGACCAAACGGACGACUCUGUGGACUGGGAUUCCUCGGUGAUGAAGACUGUGAGACUGCGGAAACGCCAGAAACGACGUUCCUCCAGAAAACUUGCUGAUGGUCCUCCACAGGCAAUGAAGAAACCUCGCUCCAGUGGACGCCCAUCAGAUAGGAUGAAUGAGUCUAUAGUGGCCAAAACCACCAUCACCGUGCCGGCGAACGGUGGUGCUGUCGAGGCCGUCUCCACCAUUGAAACUGUGCCUUACUGGACACGCAGCAGAAAGAGCGUUGCUCCAGCAUGGGCUGAUACAACCACUACUGACCAAUCCGAAACUGCCAGUGAGGCCCCCAGCACACCAGUCUCCAAUUUCCCAGCCCCGCUCCGAACCCCCAGGGCUAAUAGAGGAGGAAAGAAGCACCAGUUCAUCUCCAAAACAGUGAUCAAGUCUGAGUUCUGUGCACCAUGUGGAAGAAGAACAAAGUUUGGCAAGAUGUACCUUCGCUGCCAGGAUUGUAGGGUUGUGACCCACCCAGAGUGUCGUGAGAACUAUUCCCUGCCCUGUAACCCCACAGCUGUUAGCACUCCCAUUAGGACCACAGAGACCACCCUGGCUGACAUUGCUCCAGAAACCUUCCCAAGGAUCCCAGUUUUGGUUAUCUACUGCAUUAAGGAGAUUGAACAAAGAGGCCUACAUGAGGUUGGCCUGUACAGAGUCCCUGGACAAGAGCGCAUGGUGAAACAGCUGAAGGAGAAGCUGAUUCGAGGAAAGACUCUGCCUCCGCUUCACAAAGUGGACGACAUUAACGUCGUUGCAGGUGUCCUGAAAGACUUCUUCAGAAACCUCCCAGAGCCACUGCUCACCUUCCAACUCAACAAAGUCUUCAUGGAAGCAGCCGAAAUCCAGGAUGAUGGCAACAGUCUUGCCAUGAUCUAUCAGACCAUCAGUGAGCUGCCUCAUCCCAACCGAGACACUCUGGCCUGCCUGAUGAUCCACCUGCAGAAGGUCUCUGAGUGUGUGGACACCAAGAUGAAUGUGAACAACCUGGCCAGGGUGUUUGGCCCUACUAUUGUGGGUCAUGCUACUGCCGACCCAGACCCUAUGACCAUCCUGCACGACACAAGCAGGCAACCAAGGGUUGUAGAGCGCUUGCUCAGUAUUCCAGCAAACUACUGGGGCCAGUUUGCUCAUCCAGAUUAUACAGACAUGGACAACGCUAAUACUCCAGAUCACGGAGUGAGCAUUUUGGGACCAGUGACCACUCCAGAGCACCAGAUGAUGGCCAAAACACCCUCCUCCAGCUCGCUGUCCCAGCGCAUGAAGCACACCCUCUCCAGCACCACCAUAUUUGGGAGCAGGAGCAAAGCAUCAGCUGCCUCUAACCGUCAGGGCAACUUCUUCGCCUCUCCACAGCUGAAGUAAUGGAAAAAAAAGGUUCACCCAUGUUGUAUUUCUGGGUUACUUACUGCAAUAAGGUAUAUUCAUAUAAUCAUGUUGGGAAACUUCUGUGCAAUUUUAGCAUGAAAAUAAUCUUUUAUUCAAGUAUUUUAUACAAGACUUUCUAACCAGAUUCCUGCACGAGUUUGUCUUUAUAUCUUUGAUUACUAAUGAUUUAUUGCUGACCGAUUGUGAUUGUAAGAGGUUUAAAUGCUUUGACGAAGCGACCAUUCUAAACCAAUUCAAGGAUUAUAUCUUGUGUUUAACACUGUUUGAUGUUUAAAAGCUAUGCAUUCACUGAUGUUGGUGCAUCUUUGAACCUGUGGUUGUAACCACAGCGACGGGGGUGCUCAAGCACAUGUGAUAUACACGGCUGUACAUCUGGACAAAGAGGAAAGAAUUUGUAUUAUUGGCCAGUGUCUCUUUGUCUUUUGGCAUCGGUUGCCUCAUUGUCCUGAAAAUGACAUCUUUUUGUUUUUGUUUUCAUCAUUUAACAUUUUGUUUUAUAUUUAUGUUGAUUGUGUGCGUAUACGAAUCAUGACAAUUUAUACACUUUAACAAUGUAAACACUGAUACUGAAUGGGAUUAAUGUUGCAUUCUGCACUGUGCAACAAUGUGCGUCUACCUGGGAAUACACGCCACUAGAGGCUGCUGUUGCACCACUUUAGAAAUGCAAGCUUUAACCAAUGAAGAUAAUUUUCUACUGUAUAUUAUGCACACAACCAGUCAGUAUUACUGACACUCAUUACAACCAACAGAUGAUUGGAAAUACUGUAAGUUAUUCCUGUGAUCUAGGACAGUUCAGUCAAUAUUUCUCUCUCGCAAGCUCUCAUCUGUGUGGUCAUCACAAAAUAAAAUCUGGAGCUUCUUUGAUUUAUGAAUGUGAUUUGCAUGCACACUAACUAGUUUAAAUAUUUGUUUUCAUCCACAGUAGCGUUCUUAUACAGUUACAUCACUCUGAGGAAAUUUCCUCUCUCUGUUGCUCUCAUUGUCACCUCUUUCGAAGCUCCAGAUUUUAGCAGGCUGAUGCCAUUACUGGUUUGAGUAUUAGUUAUUUAGAGAAAAAAUAUUUAUGUUAGCAAAAAUUCACUGUAUUUAGUCAUUAAAACCAAAAUCUAAGCAUGUUUUGCUGCCAAUUAAGAAAUGUGCAUCAUUUGAGGUUGUAAGACUCCAAUAGUACUCUAUUUUAUCAUGUUUUAUACAUCCAUGUACAUUUAUUCCAUUAUAUAGUUCUAUUUCUCCAAUGAUGUAUUGUCUAACUGAUGUAGUUGCUUCCACCAAAGACUUUGUGGACUGAAUGUCAACCUUUAUCUUCUUUUGUCUUAGCUCCAAUAAGAUCACAGAAAGGUCCACAGUUGAGCUAAAAAUAAAACAUCAAAAGACUGGU